CAGAAGCUUAUUGUCGACAGCGCUGGUCACUGCUAAAAUUGGUCAAUACAUUUACUCGACCCUGGAUACAUAUAUCUCACAUCGUCUUCUUGCUAUCGAGAUCCGGUUUUCGUUCAUCAUCACACCAACACAGACUUCACCUUCUACAUCCAGAACAUCAAUAUGAACUUUGUAUACUCCAACACCAUGGGUUCCUUCCCUCAACAAGCGUUCUACACAUCUGCCAUGACCAACAAUCAAUGGCUACUUCAACAACCAAAGGACUCGGGCUAUGCCAGUGAUGACCAUGACCUUUUCGAGAAGGCCUUCGAGUCACAACUACCCACCAUCCACCAAGUUUCAUCACACCACAUGCAACAGCAACAACAACAAACGCCCAUGUCUGCCUUUUCAGAUUCAUCAGCAUCAGAAUCAUCAAGCAAUGUUAGCCAGAGCAGUCCUUUCGAGUAUGCAGAUUCAUUAUGCACACCGACAACCUACGAAGCUCGUUGGAACCCAUAUGAGAGCCUCGACAUGAGUGUCAAGAAGCUUUCUAUCGAUGCUGGCAUUACAUCCAUGACCGGCUACUGCGAUAUCGACUCUAUGCUCACAGCUGCCUACCACAACACCAGUGCUUCUCAACCCAAACGCUUCAGUGCCUUCUCUCAAUCAUCUCCUCGUUCAUCUACCUUCAACCAACAAUCUUACCCUCAACAAGAAGAGUCUCCUCUGGAAGCACCUCCUUCGCCAGCACUUGGUCGUCCUCGUGGCCGUGUUCCUCACACUGCUGUCGAGCAACGCUACCGUGCAAACCUCAAUGACAACUUCACUCGUCUGCGCAAUGCAGUACCCGAGAUUGCAACUCUGCAACCCGCAAGAAGCGGACAACCUCCCAAACCAUCAAAGGCCGAGGUCCUCGCCGCAGCUGCCGAGUACAUCAGACAACUCGAGGAAGAGAACGAGGCACUCAGAGAGAGCAUGAUGAACGCCGCUGCCGGUGAACUCAGAAGAAAGAGAGCCAAGACUGGUUAAACGAUCUUCACUUCUUACUUUGUAACGAAUGACUCUUUGUACUAUGGAAUGUGUUUUAAUGUAUAUAAUCAAAGUUGGUGUGCGGGUGAGAAAGGCUUUGAUAGUCUUGACUGGCGCUGGCACAAGGUGUUUUUUGGAAAUGAUCUUGGUUUUACUCUAUUCUUCUCUGUCGAUAUACCCGCUCGGUCUCCUCAAAAUACGAACCUUUUCUGACUUAACCAUACCAAAACUCUUCUUCCCUCACUCUCGACUUGCAUCUUUUGACGAUGAUUG
This is a messenger RNA of Aureobasidium subglaciale EXF-2481, 1284 nucleotides long. RefSeq lists its product as uncharacterized. The transcript has a single exon. Gene Ontology annotation, molecular function: protein dimerization activity. NCBI's taxonomy places the organism in Eukaryota, Fungi, Ascomycota, Dothideomycetes, Dothideales, Saccotheciaceae. The coding region runs from base 163 to 1011 and encodes 282 amino acids. The record is from RefSeq and is a predicted model, not a curated record.